AUGCCUGAACCCAUCAAGUGUGCACCCAAGAAGGGCUCCAAGAAAGCCGUUGCCAAGACCACUGGCAAAGGAGGCAAGAAGAGGAGAAAGACCAGGAAGGAGAGCUAUGCCAUCUACGUCUACAAGGUCCUCAAGCAGGUCCACCCUGACACCAGCAUCUUCUCCAAGACCAUGAGCAUCAUGAACUCCUUCGUCAACAACAUCUUCGAGCAUAUCGUCUCCGAGGCCUCCUGUAGGGCUCACUACAACGACCACUCCACCAUCACCUCCAGGGUGAUCCAGACUGUCGUGCACCUCCUGCUGUCCAGGGAGCUGGACAAGCACGCUGUGUCUGAGGGCACCAAGGUUGUCACCAAGUGCACAGCUCCAAGUCACCAGGUCAUCGGCACUGAGGGGCUGCGCUGGCUGAUACAGUCAUGUGUUUAA
Messenger RNA from Nematolebias whitei (Rio pearlfish), 426 nucleotides. RefSeq names its product histone H2B 1/2-like. Gene Ontology annotation, molecular function: DNA binding; structural constituent of chromatin; protein heterodimerization activity. Gene Ontology annotation, cellular component: nucleosome. Bases 1 to 426 code for a protein of 141 amino acids. The transcript is spliced from 2 exons. NCBI's taxonomy places the organism in Eukaryota, Metazoa, Chordata, Actinopteri, Cyprinodontiformes, Rivulidae. The record is from RefSeq and is a predicted model, not a curated record.